Molecule: messenger RNA, 3292 nt
Organism: Xenopus tropicalis (tropical clawed frog)
Lineage: Eukaryota; Metazoa; Chordata; Amphibia; Anura; Pipidae
Gene: casp3.2
Product: caspase 3, gene 2
Exons: 8
Coding region: 158-1024 (288 amino acids)
Biological process (GO): proteolysis
Cellular component (GO): cytoplasm
Molecular function (GO): cysteine-type peptidase activity; cysteine-type endopeptidase activity
Source: RefSeq, marked provisional
AAACACGCCAGACACAAAAGCAGCAAGGAAGGAACGGAGCAGCCUGUACUGUACUCUCCGCUAUAGCCGCCUUGUCUCUGGUUCGUGGAGAUAUUUGACUUGUUUGGGAAGCACCCAGAACUUAUUUGGAGUGUGGAGAUAGAUUUUGGUAGGCAAGAUGGAAGAAUCCCACAAUGGUGUACAAUAUGGAGAAGAUACAGCAGAUGCAAAAACAUAUUUUACAAAUCAGCAGAUAAGCCUGCAAAACUGUGAUAUAAAAGACAUGGAAAAAAAAACAAAGUUUGCUCAUCUCCACAAGUACAGAACUGAUUACCCUGAGAUGGGAAUUUGCCUCAUCAUUAACAAUAAGAAUUUUCAGUCAUCUACAAACAUGGGAGUACGAAAUGGUACUGAUGUGGAUGCUCGCAAGUUACAUGAAACUUUCACAGGUUUGGGAUACAAAGUAAAGGUUUGCAAUGAUCAAAAGUCUAACGACAUCUUUACACUUUUGAAAAAAAUGUCCGAGGAAGAUCAUAGCAAGAGAAGCUCCUUUGUAUGUGCUAUAUUGAGCCAUGGAGAAGAUGGUUUGGUUUAUGGAGUUGAUGGUCCUAUACAAAUAAAAAACCUAACAGAUCUCUUCAGAGGAGACAGAUGCAAGACUCUUGUGGGAAAGCCCAAACUAUUCUUCAUCCAGGCAUGCAGGGGAACAGAUCUUGAUUCAGGCAUUGAAACAGACAGUGGCAGUGAACUAGGGGAAGAGAUUCAGCGGAUUCCAGUUGAGGCUGACUUCUUAUAUGCCUAUUCUACAGUUCCUGGGUACUAUUCCUGGAGAAACACAAUGAAUGGUUCCUGGUUCAUCCAGUCCUUGUGCGAAAUGAUAAAAUUAUAUGGACCACAUCUUGAACUUAUCCAGAUUCUGACCUGUGUAAAUCAUAUGGUAGCUCUAGAAUUUGAGUCUUGUUCAACUCAGCAAGCUUUUCAUGCAAAGAAACAAAUUCCUUGUGUUGUGUCCAUGCUCACAAAAGCAUUUUACUUUUUAAAGUAAAGAGAGGAAUUUAGCACGUAUAUCGGCAUCAUGUAACAAAGGAGGAUGCACCCAGCAGUCCAUCGGCAAUCAAAUCUCAUUUCAUUCCAUAGAAGUGGAACCUACAGUCAUACUGAAUCUGAAGAUUUUGCAACAGACAAAAAUAAUAGUGAGUUCACAUGCACAGUUAUAGCUUUGGCAGUUUGCAGGUCAGAAAACACCAGAGCAAUCAAUUGUUACUUAUGUUUACGUUGAAGAAUUACCAUCCGACUUUACUUCUUGUUUAAAUGAAGUACACUAUCCAAAUUCUGAUUUUCAGAUAAUGAAUCUGUUUAGUAGAAGCUGCAUUUUAUUGCAGUUAUUGCAAAGGAGAUUGCUUUAAAAUAAUUGCCAUACCCCCAGGCACUAGAUCAGUUUUAUUCAAACUUAGGCCACAGUCUCUGCCUGUGUUUUGUAGGCAGGGGGAGAGAAGCAGAUCCACUCUCUUCUGCAGCUUCACAUAGCUGCACUGACAGGCACAGCGCUGGCCUGCAUGCAGCUACACAGAGCAGAGAUGCAAAUGCAUUUUUUUCCACAUUUUUCUGGCCGAUUUCCAUUUAUUUUAGCUGCAUUCAGGCCAAUGCUGUGCCUGUACACCACGUGUGUGGAGAGUACGCCACAUUUGACUGUGGCUAAAGGAUUUACAUGUUCCUUAGCACACAUAUACCAUUUCACUUAGUCACCUUCUGGAUUUUAAAAGUAAGGUUCCUUUAUAUACAAGCAGGCUGGCUUGUGUGUUUUUAGUGUUAUUUUGUAAUUUAAAGCCACUGAUAUUAUAUGCCAGUUGCUUUGUUUAAAGACAAAUAGAGUAUGUAAAAGACACUCCAGGUAAUUUUCUUUCCCUGUUUGCAAAACAUCCUUAUAUCAAGUAAAUAUUUUAUUCAGAGUUUCCAGUAUAACAUAUAUUCAUACAUUAAAUUGUACAGAACUGUGAAUCCUGGUAGCUCUAUAUAAAUAAAGUUAUUCAUACAUCCAUCAAUCCAUACAUACAUACAUACAUUACUCUACAGAUUUUCUCCAUAAGAAACCAUGACUGUAUACCAACAGCACCAAAUAAUAAAACUAGGGUUUGCCACCUGUCCAGUUUUGACCCGGACAGCCCGGUUUUUGGAAAAGCUACUGGGUCAAAGCCAGUAACAAUCUCAGUAACAUUAACCUGGUGAUCGGUGAUGACUUUGCUCCCCCCACCCCACAACGCCAUAUCCCCACACCCAUGAUGUCACCCUAAAUAAAACACACACAUAUACUUAUGAUAUACAGUAUAUAUCCUGGGAGCAGAAUAGAGCAAGACCACUCACUCCUUUUGUGGGGUUUAUUUGUCAAUAAAUGUCCUUUACAUAUUCAGCAGGCAAACAGAGCAGUCCACGGGUGAACUUGCUACUGCAGUAUAGAUGUGAUUAAAGCAUUUUGUUGUACCUGAACACUAAUAUUAUAACAUCAUAUUGGGAAAACAACAGACAUUACACACCGCUAAACAUUACCUUUUUGUACCUGUAUAAGUGAGUAUAUUGCUUGUACUUCUUUUAUUUCUGACACCAUCAACAGUUCUAUCAUACUUUAUGGCAGGGAUUAUAGGAAAAAACAUGCAGAAUAACAGCAGUGCUCUCAUAAAACACAAGGCAGGAACUUUUCCGACUUCUUGAACUCAGGCCUUUCAUUUGUGUUCUUAUCUAUUGUCAGAACCCCCUUUUAGCUUAUAACAAGAUUGCAGAUGAAUAAACACAUUAUUGUAGCACUCACUAUAAGUACAUACAUUUUUUUUUGAUCACCACUGCUGGUACUACUGAAUUAUACCAUUUUUAGGCGUAAAACACUUAUGUUGCAUGCUACUGAAGCCACAGUUUUACAGUAGUGCUAGAACUAUAUAUUUGUGGGAACGUUCUUGGUUCUUGUUUGUACAUCAAACCUUGUAAAUGUUAUAAAAUCUACAAAUACUUGAAAAUUCAUGCAAGACAUUUCUUAUUUUAUAAACUUGAAAAAAAACUAGAAAAAAUGAAAAGGAUAUGUUUAAAGGAAGGUAUGUAGUUAAAUGGACUGUUGUGGUGUUUUGUGUCACAAUUUAAGAUUCUUAAAGGGAAGCUAUAAUGAAUUAGUUGUAGAAGCAUUUGAAAUGUUGAUGAUGAAUCGUGGACAGUAGAUUCUUUUUUUUAACAUUGAAUGAUGAAAGUGUAUAGUAAAGCAUGUUUUCUGUAAAGGGGUGUUCUAAAUAUGUAUGUUUACAAGUGCAGUGUCAUUAAAAUGUCUAUUGUA